Messenger RNA from Erpetoichthys calabaricus (reedfish), 972 nucleotides. Its product is annotated as C-type lectin domain family 12 member A-like. The record is from RefSeq and is a predicted model, not a curated record. Lineage: Eukaryota; Metazoa; Chordata; Cladistia; Polypteriformes; Polypteridae. The transcript has 6 exons. Bases 1 to 972 code for a protein of 323 amino acids.
AUGCUGGUUCUUCGAGUUGCAGCGCCUCCUUCCCAGCAGCUCUCCCAACUGCCGCCUCCGCACUGUCGAUGGCCCGUAGACCGGCACGCUCCUGCCACAGACGCAGAACUGUGCAGUUCCUGCCUGCAACACAAAAGCUGCAUUUUUGAUCUAAUCCACACACAGUUGCAAAAAAAUAUGACUGAUAUUGUAACCUAUGUGCAAGUAAAGCUGAAAACAGAAGGAAGACAGAAGAAAGCCAUAUUUGCACAUGGUGCCAGUUCUGCAAUGGAAAGCGAAGGGCCACCAGUAAAAAGGAAGGUUUACUGCACCCAAUCUGUCUUUCUUUUUUCCAUAGUGUGUACCUUGCUAACUGCAGUCAUAGUCAUCUUGGGUAUAACAAUCAUGAAGAAACUGGCAUACAUUGAAGAAACUGAGAAGAUCUGUACUAUGCAAAACCUUUAUAAAUAUAUCAUUAGUCUUAAUGAUAAGUUUGAAGAGUUUAAGAGUGACAUCAGUAAAGCUUAUCAGGAAUGCAACAGAAAUCAGACAAGUGAGAACGACAUCUUCAAGGAACAUCUGUUAAGAAGAGUCUGCACAAAUGACAAUGGAAAUAAAGGUUUACCGUGCUUCUUGUGUCCAGUUGAUUGGUUACAAAAUAAGGACAUGUGCUACUUCAUUUCCAAGGAAAGUAAAACCUGGCUUGAAAGUCGAUAUGACUGCAUUGCAGCCAAAGGAGACCUGAGUGAAUUUAAGGAUCUACUUCACCUGGGCAUCCUCGUCAACUUGACCGUGCACCGGAACAUCAUCAACACUAAGCAACUGAUCCUCGGAUUUCGUCAGGAAGGCCUCCAGGGAACGCAGUUGGUGCAGUUACGAAUGAGAUGUCUGCUUCUGGAGAAAGAGGCCGUGGUCGCGGACGUCGCCGAGGUUAUUUCAGCAGUGGCGCUGAACAAAGAUGUUUCCGGUGCGACCAACCGGGUCACUUGGUGA